Molecule: messenger RNA, 1248 nt
Organism: Lutzomyia longipalpis
Lineage: Eukaryota; Metazoa; Arthropoda; Insecta; Diptera; Psychodidae
Gene: nmd
Product: outer mitochondrial transmembrane helix translocase
Exons: 2
Coding region: 190-1248 (352 amino acids)
Cellular component (GO): mitochondrial outer membrane
Molecular function (GO): ATP binding; ATP hydrolysis activity
Source: RefSeq, a predicted model, not a curated record
CAAAUGUCAAAAUAACUCAUGCGCAGUUGCGCGAAGAAAAAAACCCGCUCUGUUCGGCACAUAAAGAAAAGUGUGAAACAUAAAACGUGAAAUUUUGGCAGCAGAGAAGAAGGAAAACGCGUUUUCGAGUUUUCCACGCGGAAAAAACAAAGGGAAAACCUGUGAAAAAGUGGUGAGAGUAAACGGAAUAUGAUGUCUGGGCAUGACUUGUCGCGAAAUGAAGUGAUUCAGCUGCUGAUGCGUGUGGGAAUUGCAUCCCUGGUCACAUUUUUCUCCCUUAAAUACCUAAUGAAUGCCCUGGAUCCUACGAAACAGAGCAAAAAGAAGGCCAAAAGUCGGGCAGAGCACCAGCUAAGAAGGUUGAAGAAACUCGAGGGGGUCUCUGUGGAUUCCAAUUCCUUCUCCGAAUAUGAAUUGGUCAUUGCAAGUCACUUAGUUGUCCCGGAAGACAUUACAGUCACAUGGAAGGACAUUGCGGGGCUCGAUACGGUGAUCCGGGAACUGCGCGAGAGUGUUGUCCUUCCCAUCCACUACCGUAGUAUGUUUCAUAAAUCGCAGCUUUAUCAAGCACCAAAGGGAGUACUCCUCCAUGGGCCACCAGGAUGUGGAAAGACCUUGAUUGCCAAGGCAACCGCCAAGGAGGCUGGAAUGCGCUUUAUCAAUUUAGAUGUAGCCAUGCUGACGGACAAGUGGUAUGGUGAGUCUCAGAAGCUUGCUUCGGCUGUGUUUACACUGGCUGAGAAACUUCAACCAUGUAUCAUCUUUAUCGAUGAGAUUGAAUCCUUCUUGCGAUCACGAAAUGUCAAUGACCACGAAGCUACAGCCAUGAUGAAGACACAAUUUAUGGCUCUCUGGGAUGGGCUUAGCACUGAAUCCGAUUCGAUAGUUAUUGUAAUGGGUGCCACAAAUCGACCACAGGAUCUCGACAAGGCCAUCCUACGUCGAAUGCCAGCACAAUUUCACAUUGGACUACCCUCUGAGGAACAGCGUGGUCGCAUUCUACGUCUUAUCCUGUCCACGGAGUCCAUAACUAAAGAUGUGGACUUCAAUCGCUUAGCCAAGCUCACGACGGGAUUUUCCGGAAGUGAUUUGCGUGAACUGUGUCGUCAUGCUUCCGUCUACCGGAUUCGUGAGCUUAUGGAUGAUUUUGACAAUGCCGGAGGUGUGGCAAAGACAGCAGAACCACCGGCUAUUUCCAUGGAAGAUCUACUGAAUUCUUUUGCUAAAAUGCGCUAUUCUUAUUCAUAA